Harpia harpyja (harpy eagle) is the source of this 3625-nucleotide messenger RNA. RefSeq names its product Ras association domain family member 2 (gene RASSF2). Gene Ontology annotation, biological process: signal transduction; positive regulation of protein kinase activity; regulation of non-canonical NF-kappaB signal transduction. Gene Ontology annotation, cellular component: cytoplasm; nucleus. The coding region runs from base 1432 to 2403 and encodes 323 amino acids. The transcript has 13 exons. NCBI's taxonomy places the organism in Eukaryota, Metazoa, Chordata, Aves, Accipitriformes, Accipitridae. The record is from RefSeq and is a predicted model, not a curated record.
CGGGAUGGGCUGUCCCCAUCCUCAUCCCCAUCCUCAUCCUCAGCCCCAUCCCGGUCUCCAGCCCCCUCCCCAUCCAUCCCCGGGCGCGGCGGGGGAGCAGCCCCGGGGCUGAACCGGAGCUGCCCCGGAGCCCCGGCCGCAGCGAGCAGAGUUGGGGCGGGGGGGGGAGAUCCGGCCCCCACACCCCGGGGGUGACCCCUCUGCACCCAACGAGCAUCCUCGGCAUCACCCUCUCUUUUGGGGCCGGCUGCUCUCGCAGGCCGGAGGGCACCCGCGAGCACCCGCAGGUCCCCAGCCCCGUCGCGACACCUUCGCCGCGACCCCCAUGGCACCCGGGGUGGAGACCCACCAGCUCCUUUCCCAGAGCCCCCAACAAGGCGUUGGCGGCCACCGGCUCUGCUCGAGGGGGGGGUCUGACCUGCUGAGUGUGGCCAAUGGGUCCCCUCGCUUGUCCCCAAGCGAGCCGGCACCUUGAUGGCAUCGCCCGCCGGUGGCUCUGCCAUUGCUCACCGCUCCCCUCCUUUUCCUUUUGCAGGACAGGGCUGAGGAAUUGGACUGGCGAACAAUAGCAGCACUGGAAAACAAUGGAGCUGCCGCACCUUCGCGCUUAGGGACGCCAGACGGACACUCGGAAGAAAUCCCGGCUCCAAAAUAGCGCCUGGGCCAGAGCCACCGCUGCACCGGCUCGUGGGAGCCAUCCAUCGAGCACCGUCGGUCAAGUCAAGGAUCUGCCAGGACGGGGGAAGGGAAGGGAGAGACCCUGGAAAAAUGAAAGCCCAUCUGUAGAAGGAUUUGCACAAACACCCGAGGAAAAGUGUGACCUAAGAAUUCCUUUCUUGUCGCCUAAAACCGCCCUGACGUUGCGUUUCGAGGUCUGAUUUCCAAAGUGCUCCAAGCCCACAGGUGACCCUGAGGACUUCACCCUAAAUCUCACUUGAAUUCUGCUUCAUAGCACGCAAAAAUCACACUCAUGCUCUAAGCCGGGGCCAUUCCCAAGGUGGGAUUUUUGGGGGAGUAUCCAAGUGUUUGCAUGAGAGCGAUGGAAAUGUUUUGGCACUGGAGGGAAUGCACAAAAAUUCAACCGGCAUCGUUAAAAAAAAGAUAAAGGAACCAGCCCAGCAUCUCUCGCUGCUUGUGAAAGUCAGCCCUCGUGCCCACUGCCUGGUUUCAGGACGGCACGGGGAAGCACCAAGCUGGAUCCAGACCCCCGUGUCUGGAGCUUCGUAACAAACCCCUAGCAAAAUAAAUGGAGAAAAGGAGCAAAUCCUGUUUAUAACCCUGCCACCUCCAGGUCUGGCAUCGCCAGGGCGGUCCGUGGAUGCUCGAAAUGCAAAUGUUAGCUCGCAUCAAACUUUGCCUGUGGCUGCAUCCGCUGGAGCCUUUUCCCAAGAUCUCUUCCAAAUCCAACUCUCAUGAAAGAAGAGCGGGAGGAUGGAUUACGGCGGCUGCGAGUACCUGGUCCCCUGUGGAAAAGACAAAUACAUCUCCAAAAAUGAGCUGCUCUUACACUUGAAGACGUACAACAUCUACUACGAAGGGCAAAAUUUGCAGCUGCGGCACCGGGAGGAGGAAGGCGAGCUCAUCGUGGAGGGGCUGCUGAACAUCUCCUGGGGCUUGCGGCGACCCAUCCGCCUGCAGAUGCAGGAUGACAACCAGCGCAUCCGUCCGCCACCCUCCUCCUCCUCCUGGCACUCCGGCUGCAACCUGGGAGCCCACGGGUCCGUGCUGAAGCCCAGCACCUUGCCAGACAUCCAGGUUACGGAUGCGGAGGCCACGCCAAACGCGGAGGCUCCGGGGAGCUGCGCAGCCACCAAAUCGCAGCCGGAGGAGACGCCGCAGCUGAUGCGGACACGGAGCGACGUGGGCGUACGACGCCGGGGCAGCGCCCGCACCCCCAGCGAGCAGCGGCGCAUCCGCCGUCACCGCUUCUCCAUCAACGGGCACUUCUACAACCAUAAGACGUCCGUGUUCACGCCGGCGUACGGCUCCGUCACCAACGUCCGGAUAAACAGCACGAUGACGACCCCCCAGGUCCUCAAACUGCUGCUCAAUAAAUUCAAGAUUGAAAACUCGGCGGAGGAGUUUGCGCUGUACAUCGUCCACACCAGCGGAGAGAAGCAGAAGCUGCGAGCCAGCGAUUACCCCCUGAUCGCCCGCAUCCUGCAAGGCCCCUGCGAGCAGGUCUCCAAGGUCUUCCUCAUGGAGAAGGACCAGGUGGAAGAAGUCACCUACGACGUUGCUCAGUACAUCAAAUUCGAGAUGCCCGUCCUCAGGAGCUUCAUCCAGAAGCUGGAGGAAGAGGAGGAUCGCGAAGUGAAGAAGCUAAUGCGCAAAUACUCCAUCCUCCGGCUGAUGAUCGAGCAAAGGCUGGAGGAGAUUUCUGAAGGUCCGACGGCGAUGUGAAACGCUUCGCCAGCGCCCCGGCUCCGAGCUGCAUCACACGAAGAGCCUUUUGCCCGCAGGACGUACUGUACCGAAUCCCAAACCUCCGUCUUUCCCGGAGCACUCCCAGUAUCCGCCCGGAUUGCUGCGGCUCUGAGCCAACCCAUCCUCCCGCACCUUCUUCUGCGCAGCAUCCUCAGGGGAUUCCUCCUCGGCAAACGGGGCUUUUCCCAGCAAGGCUCUGGCCAGUGGCAGCUUCAGCCAAAACCUCAAAUCCCUGGAAAUAACAGGUUAAAAAAAAAAAGGAAAUCCACGAGCAGGGCGAGGGCUGCAAGCGUUGGAGAGGAAGAAUUUUGGGCUCAGUUUGAAGAUGCUCGCUUCAGCGGUGCCCACACGUGGGUCCCGGCGGAGGACCCGCUGCUCGGUGGCAAGAGAGCACAAAUAAUUCCUCUUUUUAAGAAAAACAACAAAAAAGCACAUUUCUAUUGCAAUAAUUUGCAGGUGACAGGAAGCUUUUGUAAAUCGGAAGGGUCGGCUGAGAAUUAGGGUUUUUUAACACUUUUGCUGCCAAAAGCAAACCUGGGGACUGAUGGUUGGAUUUACAGCAAAAGAGUAAAUUGCAUUUUUCCGGCGUGUUCCCUUAACCUGCAUCUGGUCACAUAACUCCCUCCUUCCCCCAUUUCUAAUUUGCACUAAUUUUACGGAUUUUUAAAACAAAAAAACAAACCACGAUGUCAAACCUCUCUGGUAGCUGUAACAUGCCAAAUAGUGGUCGCAGGAAUAGUUGACGGUGCUGAGCAUCUCUCAAGGGAUGCUGUAUGGAAAGCGGUGGGGCAGGGGGGCAAGAGGAGGGGGAGGCAGAAAUAAAGAGGGUUUUAUUUUGCGUAUUGGUUUUGCAGCGGUGCUGGCACAUCAUCCCGGUGAAACCGGGACCUGGACUGGCUCCGUUACCACCAUCGCAUGUGGAAAAACCUCUUUCCUCCCAGGCUAAACCAGCAAUAUCAAUUUUAUACCUCGACAUGAACUAAAACUCUGACUUUCUCCCUCCCUUGCGUUUUUGCAAUGUGUCUUUGUAAUUUUUUUUAAUUUUAAUGGUACCUUUUCCACCUUUAAUAUGUGUUAGGGAAAGCAUUGUACAGCGAGAAAAGCUUUUUAUGUAUUUGAAGGAUGACUGUGGCAUUGCUUCGUUGAUUAACAAGAAAACAAAAUAUGUAGCAACUUAAUACAGAAUGAAAAUCCCCGA